GGGGGGGCACACCUCUCAACUGUCACUGAUUUUCAGUGAUGCCCUUGAUUUGUGGCUCAAAAUGCUGCUCAGUCCUAAACGUAGUCAUUUUUUCUGUAACAUUGGUGGUUGGAAGACAACAAAUAAUUGUAAUUAGUGGUGUUACAGACGAAUUGGUUUACCUCAGAAAAUGCAUUUUAAUACUGGCCCUCUUACUCUGUCAAUUUUAAGUCAGUGCUACCAAUACUUCAUCAACAUCAUUGAUUUGAGACCACAAUCCUGAAUUACUUCUGACCAUGACAACUUAGAGCUAUGAAUGAGAGUGUUCAUUUUAAUUGCUUCCUGUCAUUAGAAACUGCUACAAAAUCCCACAGUACAUUAAUAGAAAAAUGUCUGCAGACUUACUUGGAGAGGGACUUACAUCACACUGAGACUGCUGCAGCUGAUAAAAUGUCGUAGGAGACCAGUAUCAACUAAAUGAAGGCAAUGCUCUGACUUGGGUCCAGCCAUCCUGUUAAGACUCCUGUAUUUCAAUUGCAAAAUGCUAAGACAGCCGAGCACUGCUUGCUUAUUACAUAGUUCUGAUGUCUAACAAUAAAAAUUAUGGCAGCCACACCUCGGAUACCUAACAAAGCAAAAACAGUUAACAGUGAAAAAAUGUGAAUGGCAAAAGACAGAAUAAUGCCGUUGAGUUAAAGCAAACAAAUAUCAGUGGAAGAAGUGACAGGCACAGUUGUGUCACUUAGAAGAGAAGACUGCCUCCAAGUUGGAUGUAACUAAUUUUAUAUUAAUACCAAUGUUCGAUGCUAAGCAUUUAUUGACCUGCAGUAGCUUUUCUGUUGCUGGCAGUCUCUUUUGCACGGUGCAAGGGAUUUUCCUGCUGUCCUCACGUCGCUGCUCCUUCCUAAAUUCGGGAAAACGCUAUAGAGUUCCUUGGGGGCACUGCAGAGCAGUACAGAGGUAGAGCCCAAAGUGGCACAGGGGUGGAGGGACUUGAAGCAGAGGCAGGCGGGGCGAGCAGUGGGCUGAAUCUGACCAAAGGCAAUAAGGGAUUUCGGAUGUCGGUAAUGUGACUAUCAUAUAUGUAUUCCUAAAAAGGGGAGAAGCGUAUGCAUGCCACAACAGAUACCAGCACCAUCAUCAUCAUCGGCUACCGACCUCUUAAGUGGCACCAAUCCCUUGUGAGAACUAACAUCAGGGAGAUACUGAUCGUUCCUCAUCAAAGAGCCAUUCAUCGUGCGUUUCUUUAGGCAGGGACAGAACCAAGGACCCAACAGCAGGCGCAACGCCUUUGCACUGCUAACAAACCAGGCAAUGACAAAGGAAAUAUAAUACAAGGAUACUUGUACCUCUGCUUGAGAAUCGAAAUACAACUGCCUGCAGCAACAGCAGUCUAAUGGUGCGGAAUGGUAGCUGUUAUCUGAUUUUUUAAAACCACAUUGGUCCUUAAUGAGGGAUAUUUACAUUAUUCAGGUAACCUGCAGUGGGACUUUGCAAGCAACCAGGGUCCUGGUCGUCGGUUUGGAGGGCUACUCUCGCCUUCAUAAAACAGGGCAGCAGGGGUUCAGCGCAAACCCUUAUUCCUCCAUGACAACUUCGAAGGAGGGUAGAUUGUGUAAGAGAUGCUUAUGUGCAUAAUUCGAGCAAACGGGUAAGGGGAUAGCAUGCAUUCAGAGUGCGUGGUAUUUGUUACACUUUGGCUAAAGCUGCCAAUUUGAUUUCUACCUUAACGGCAGCUGCUACAGACAAAGACAGAAAGAAAAAAAAGCCAUACUGACAAUCUAAUCUUAGGGUUGGAUGGUGCUUUUCUUACAUCAAAUUGGUAGAAAAAGACUGAGCUUAGGGAUUCAAGGAAGCGGUGGGAUUUUAGUGAUCCUCGUUUUAUUUGCGGAGCAGUUCAUUAAUCUGGAUAGUUUCAUCAUAGUAUGUCUGCUCUUCGGAGGAAAUUUGGGGACGACUAUCAGGUAGUGACCACUUCAUCCAGCGGGUCUGGAUUUAACCAACAGGCUCCCAAGAAGAAGAGGCAAAGAUUCGUGGACAAGAAUGGGCGAUGUAAUGUUCAGCAUGGAAAUCUGGGCAGCGAGACCAGUCGGUACCUCUCGGAUUUAUUCACCACCCUGGUAGACUUGAAAUGGCGAUGGAAUUUAUUUAUUUUCAUCCUAACAUACACAGUAGCUUGGCUCUUUAUGGCAUCCAUGUGGUGGGUUAUCGCCUAUAUCAGGGGGGAUCUCAACAAAGCCCACGACGAAAACUACACCCCGUGUGUUGCAAAUGUUUAUAACUUUCCAUCAGCCUUCCUGUUUUUUAUUGAGACUGAAGCCACAAUUGGAUAUGGUUACAGGUACAUUACAGACAAGUGCCCAGAAGGGAUCAUAUUAUUCCUGUUUCAGUCCAUACUUGGUUCGAUCGUAGAUGCCUUUUUGAUUGGGUGCAUGUUUAUUAAAAUGUCUCAACCGAAGAAGAGAGCAGAGACACUGAUGUUCAGUGAACAUGCAGUUAUCUCCAUGAGGGACGGGAAGCUCACUCUGAUGUUCAGGGUGGGAAACCUCCGCAACAGCCAUAUGGUUUCUGCACAGAUCCGCUGCAAAUUAUUAAAGUCAAGGCAGACGCCUGAGGGCGAAUUUCUCCCUCUCGAUCAACUUGAACUGGAUGUAGGAUUCAGUACUGGAGCUGAUCAACUUUUUUUGGUAUCUCCGCUUACUAUUUGCCAUGUGAUCGAUGCCAAGAGCCCCUUCUAUGACCUUUCUCAGCGAUCCAUGCAGACUGAGCAGUUCGAGAUUGUUGUCAUCCUUGAGGGCAUUGUAGAAACAACUGGUAUGACAUGCCAAGCUCGAACAUCAUAUACUGAAGAUGAAGUACUCUGGGGACACCGUUUCUUUCCAGUUAUUUCUUUGGAGGAGGGAUUCUUCAAAGUAGAUUACUCCCAGUUUCAUGCAACAUUUGAGGUUCCAACACCACCCUACAGUGUAAAAGAUCAGGAGGAAAUGUUGCUUAUGUCCUCACCUGUUAUGGCUCCUGCCCUACCUAAUAGCAAGGAAAGGAAUAAUUCAGUAGAUGGAUUAGAUGGACUAGAUGAUGUUAGCAGUACGACUACUGUUACCACCACUGCGACUACCAAGCUGCCUACAAAACUGCAAAAAAUUACAGGAAGGGAAGACUUUCCUAAAAAAUUACUGAGGAUGAGUUCUACAACCUCAGAAAAGGCAUAUAGCCUUGGUGAUUUACCUAUGAAGCUUCAGAGAAUUAGUUCAGUCCCAGGUAACUCAGAAGACAAACUGAUUUCAAAAUCAUCAAAGAUUUUUUCUGAUCCAAUGAGUCAAUCUGUUGCUGACCUUCCACCUAAACUACAGAAAAUGUCAGGUGGAGGGGGAAGGAUGAUAGAUGGACAUCUUCCACCAAAACUGAGGAAAAUGAAUUCUGAUAGAUUUACGUAACAGGAGAAGAUAGUUCAAGUAUACAAUCUGGAGUUUCUUAUUUUCACUGAGGAUCAGUUCUGCAUAGUAUGGACCAGUAAAUGGUGUAUUCUUUGCAAUGUGGCAGUUUCCUUAGCACUACAUGCAAUCUGGGUCAACUGUGUUUAUCCCAGACAUAUUUAACUGUAAGGAUAUGUGUUGAUAAGAGGCCUCCAAUAUUUUUAGGGUCUUUAUUUUAUCUACAGUAACUGGCAUGUAGUAUCACCAGGAGCAUGCAAUAAUAGUGUGCAAAUUUUGCAUAUAGUUUUAUGGCAUGGUUCUUAUAUUUAUAUUGUAUAUUCUGGAAAAAUACAAAGAGGGGAAAUUCCCCCAUAUUUCUUAUAUAAGGUUUUAGAAAUAGUAAGAAUGGACAGUUAUGGAAGAAAGGAAAACCAUUAUGUUAUCUUAUUAUUUUCUUGUAGGCAACGUGUGAUGCUUUAUUUAAUAAACAAUGUUAUUGCAUGUUUUAGUUCUACAUCAAUGAAGGUUAUUUACUGACUGGGAGAAAUUGGCACAGAAAUCUCUAGCCUUAAACAAUUUGACAUAUUUGUAUAUGUUUUCUCUUGUUUUAUUGCUGCUUCUUUCUGUUGUUAAAAUACUGAUGUUGAAGAAAACUGUAGUGCUUCAUAACUGAACAGUAGCUUACUCUGUCUGGGGCUGGGCAGAAAAAAGAUUGCAGAUUUGCAUCAACAUUAGAUCACCUGCAGCAAAACAAUGAAAUAAUUUUAGCUGAUUUCUGUGGCAGUGAUAUUAUUUUUAAUUAGGACUCACUAAUUGGCAGUAGCAGUAUCUGGCACUCUGUAUUAGCACUCUAUAUACCAGAAUCAUUUUCAAUGAGAAAUUAUUUAAACUUAUUUUAACUAAAAUAGCCACACAAUCCUUAAAUUAUCAAACAAUACAGACAAAAGCUCAUCAACAAAGUGAAUUUGUUGUGGAAUGUUGAUUAUUAUGUGUAAGAGAAGACAAUAUCAUUUAUCUGUUUUCCAAGCCAGUAUAAUCAGUAUUGAACAAUAUAUCAGCACUAAAUAUUUCCAUUUUAUUGAACUUCAUUGAUUGUUUCUUUUAAGAAAAAUGUUCACAUUGCCAUGGCAUGGAAUUGACAUGUUCAAAUUAUCUAAUGUACUCCUUCAUUUUAUGAUCUGAUGCUUAAACUGCAUGCUUGCUUUGAUCAAUCUUUAAGUUCCCUAAUGAACUAAACAGCUUGCAGAAUGAAAUGAAUAUAUCUUGUAUACAAACAUGUUCUGUCUGAUGUGAACUCUUGACUGUUAUUUGAUGGAAAGCAAAAUGUCUAAAUAACUUUCAAUUUACUCUGUUUUGCUAAUUCCUUUUUCAAAUGUUUCAAUGCAAGUUUUGGAUACUGACAUUUGAAAUGUAAUAAGCCAUGUGACUUCAGAGUCAAGUACCACAGUAUAUUAAUUAUAAGGAUAAUAUGUGUAAUUGUGUUUUCCUAAAUAUCUUGUGCUGAAAAGGGCCUUCAUGGUGAGUCUCUUGAAAACAUGAUUUGCUUUUGGAGACCAGAUAUCCCACUUAAUUUAUACAGUCUGACACUGAGGUAUUCAAUAGGCUGGCUUGGUCUUUCCAAAUAAUCCCCAUGAAAAGCUAACUAUCCACUUGUUGAAAUUUAGUAUUUUACUCUAGCAUUGAUGCAAAAUUUGGGUUUGAUGCACUAGUUUUAGUAUAAGAAUACUACAAAGUAAUGAUGAAAUAUUGGUAUUCCAAAGAGAUUUGCACAGCAACACAAGAAAUAUUUGUGAUUUUGAUAUGUAUUAAUCGAACACUGGAACUGUUCAGCCGCAAACUUCAAAAUAACUUUUUUUUAUCAAAGCUUUGAAUGAAGCUAAGCUAAAUAGUUGAUUAAAAGGGAUAUCACUUAUUUAUGGUGCCUUGAGAUUAUGCCAUAUCAUGAAAUUGUCCAAAUGACAAGGUAGAUGUUUUGGGGGGGUUUAUGAAAAGUUUGCAUCAUGUAUAAUCCUUUUUUUCUCCCAGACUUCCACAUGGUUGUAGGAUUCUUUAGUGUUUAUUUUCAUAUUUGUAAUUAGCACCAGUAUUGCAUAAAGCAGAAAUGUUGGCUGUACUGCAGUUAGGAGCUUCAUGCAAUUAGAAUAAUCUCAUAACAUGGCAACAGCAUUUUUGAAAUGCAAAAUGUAAUUUUUUAAUGCAAACUAUUAUAGUACCAUUUUAUACCUUCAUUAUAAGCUUGUGUCUGAGGUACAGCUAACAACAGUGUUUUGUUGUCUUUAAUGUUUUAAAUAAACAAUGAUUUCUCCACUUGAAAA
Messenger RNA from Protopterus annectens (West African lungfish), 5707 nucleotides. It is a transcript of the gene KCNJ3, whose product is annotated as potassium inwardly rectifying channel subfamily J member 3. Gene Ontology annotation, biological process: regulation of monoatomic ion transmembrane transport; potassium ion import across plasma membrane. Gene Ontology annotation, molecular function: G-protein activated inward rectifier potassium channel activity. The transcript has 3 exons. Gene Ontology annotation, cellular component: plasma membrane. NCBI's taxonomy places the organism in Eukaryota, Metazoa, Chordata, Ceratodontiformes, Protopteridae. The record is from RefSeq and is a predicted model, not a curated record. The coding region runs from base 1905 to 3413 and encodes 502 amino acids.